CCCAGCUGUGCUGGCGUCGCCAUCUGCUGGAUAAACUAGAGGACGCCUACGGAUGCCUGGACAUUAGAAGCUCUUCUUCCUCCCUAAUCAACCUCUAACAGAGCCCAACAAUGACCUACCACCAUUUACUCCUGCCCACCUGCUGAGUGACACACCUGAGAAGUGCCCGACAGUGGCUGGUGGAUGAAAAGGAGAGGAAGCAGUGCCUGAGUUCUCCACCUACCUCGAGAAAGGGAUAAAUAGAUAAUUUUCCCAGAGGAGGGGAGUAUUUCUCCACCCCUUUUUAAAAUUAUCCUAGGCACCCAAAACUCUGGGGGAGGAAAGAGCACCUCAAACAUAGAGUUGUUCACCAGUUGCCGAUGAUUUAUUCAGCCAUAUCUGUAUGAUGAUGCCUCAAUAAAACCACAGAAGGACGGUUUGAAGAGCUUCCAAAUUGCUGCAUGUGUGAAGAUCCUAGGAAGAUAUUGGCAUCAACUUGACAGAUCCUAUGUUCAGAGGAAUUUAUAGAGGGAUUCAAAAGCAUCAAGAUGACUUAAAGGAUGUGAUAGAGAGAGCUCUCCGGGUUGGUGUUAAAAAGUUUGUGAUUACAGCUGGAGAUCUGCAUGACAGUAAAGAGGCACUGCAGUUGGCACAAACAAAAGAUAUGUUUUUCAGCACAGUUGGUUGCCAUCCUACAAGAUGUGGUGAAUUUGAAAAGAAUAACCCUGACAUUUACUUAGCAGAAUUGCUAAAUCUUGCUGAGAACAAUAAGGGGAAAGUUGUGGCAAUAGGGGAAUGUGGACUUGAUUUUGACCGACUGCAGUUUUGUCCCAAAGAUACUCAGCUUAAAUAUUUUGAAAAACAAUUUGAACUGUCAGAACAAACAAAAUUGCCAAUGUUUCUUCAUUGUCGCAACUCACACGAUGAAUUUUUGGACAUAAUGAAAAGAAAUAGAGAUCGGUGUGUAGGUGGAGUGGUACACUCAUUUGAUGGUACCAAGGAAGCAGCAGCUGCUUUGAUUGACUUGGAUCUCUAUAUAGGAUUUAAUGGUUGCUCACUGAAAACUGAGGCUAAUUUAGAAGUUUUGAAGUCAAUACCUAGUGAAAAAUUAAUGAUUGAGACAGAUGCACCUUGGUGUGGAGUCAAAAAUACACAUGCUGGAUCAAAAUAUAUAAAAACUUCAUUUCCUACCAAAAAGAAAUGGGAAAAUGGGCAUUGUUUAAAAGACAGAAAUGAACCCUGCCAUAUAAUUCAAAUACUGGAGAUAAUGUCAGCUGUAAGAGAUGAGGAGCCACUGGAAUUAGCCAAUACGCUAUAUAACAACACCAUUAAACUAUUUUUUCCUGAUACUUAAUUGGCAUAUUCCAACAUGUAUGAAAUACUUCAUGGCAAAAUUUACUGUAAAUUUCAAUAAAGAAAAUUAUCUGAAAGCUGUCUAAAGAAGAAUCACUACACAGCAUCCGCUUCACUGGUAUCCAUGAAUUUUAUAUCAUUCAAUGUUGGUGUAAAACAAUGAGAACCUAGCUAUUUGCCUGCAUUGUGUCAUCUUAUCAAGAGAUAAAAGGACAUUUGAGCACAUUCUGCUGUAAAUCAAAGUUUAGCUGAUAAAAGCCUAUUUCUGAGCUGACAGUAUUGAUUCACAACUCUUGAACUUAGCUAUUCAAGUUUCAAAAAAAUUCUGUUGCUUUUGGCAGGAUAAUUUUUUCCAUCCAUGGUUUUAAAAUACUACUCCUUUGGUUAAAUUAACUUACAUAUUGAUCACUUUAUUUCCUUGACUUUAAUGUGAUUUUUCUGGUUUGUACUUGC
Fukomys damarensis (Damara mole-rat) is the source of this 1785-nucleotide messenger RNA. It is a transcript of the gene Tatdn1, whose product is annotated as TatD DNase domain containing 1. The record is from RefSeq and is a predicted model, not a curated record. Lineage: Eukaryota; Metazoa; Chordata; Mammalia; Rodentia; Bathyergidae. Gene Ontology annotation, molecular function: 3'-5'-DNA exonuclease activity. The transcript has 14 exons. The coding region runs from base 488 to 1333 and encodes 281 amino acids. Gene Ontology annotation, cellular component: cytosol.